GGUGGCGGUGGCGGCGGCCGGGAGUGGGGUGGCGAGCGGCCAGCGCGACACGCGCGGGUCCGGACCUUAUGUGGUGACUCGUGCUGCCGUCAGUGCCUCUUGCCCCGCCGGCGGGGCUCGGGCUUCCCGCGGCGGGAUGUUCUCCCGAAGGAGCCACGGGGACGUGAAGAAGUCCACCCAGAAGGUGCUGGACCCUAAGAAGGACGUGCUGACCCGCCUGAAGCACCUGCGGGCGCUGCUGGAUAAUGUGGAUGCAAGUGAUCUUAAGCAGUUUUUUGAGGCCAACUAUUCUCAAAUAUAUUUCAUCUUCUAUGAAAAUUUUGUAACACUGGAAAAUAGUUUGAAAUUAAAAGGGAAUAAUAAAUCACAAAGGGAGGAGCUGGACUCCAUCCUCUUUCUUUUUGAAAAAAUACUACAGUUUCUACCUGAACGAAUUUUCUUUCGAUGGCAUUACCAGAGUAUAGGCUCAACUUUAAAGAAGCUUCUACACACUGGAAAUUCUAUAAAGAUAAGAUGUGAAGGAAUCAGGCUGUUUCUUUUGUGGCUUCAAGCACUUCAGACAAACUGUGCAGAAGAGCAGGUGCUGAUUUUUGCAUGCCUCGUGCCUGGUUUCCCAGCAGUCUUGUCAUCCAGGGGGCCCUGCACACUGGAGACACUCAUCAAUCCUAGCCCUAGUGUAGCUGAUGCAAAGAUAUAUCCAGAAGAGAUAACUCCACUCCUACCUGCCAUAUCAGGAGAGAAAAUCAGUGAGGACCAAACCUGCUUUUUUCUUCAAAUAUUGUUGAAGUAUAUGGUUAUUCAGGCUGCAAGCUUGGAGUGGAAGAAUAAGGAGAACCAGCAUACUGGAUUUAAGUUUCUUUUUACACUAUUUCGAAAAUAUUAUCUUCCUCAUUUGUUUCCAUCUUUUACUAAGUUAACAAAUAUCUACAAACCUGUACUUGAUGUCCCACAUUUGAGACCAAAGCCAGUGUAUAUCACCAUAACUCGAGAUAAUGAAACCACAUACAGUACCAAAAUUCCAUACAUGGCAGCUCGUGUUGUUUUUAUUAAAUGGAUUGUAACCUUCUUUUUGGAAAAAAAGUAUCUAACUGCAACACAAAACACUAAAAAUGGAGUUGAUGUAUUACCUAAAAUCAUCCAGACUGUUGGUGGUACAGUGCAAGAGAAAGCACCAGAGCUGGAUGGUAGUGGGCCUACAGAGCAGGACAGAGGCCAUUCUAACAGUAGCACCUUGUCUGACCGAAGACUCAGCAACUCCAGCCUUUGUAGCAUUGAAGAAGAACACCGAACAGUGUAUGAAAUGGUACAGCAGAUCCUCUUGUCAACACGAGGUUACGUCAAUUUUGUCAAUGAAGUAUUUCGACAGGCAUUCCUGUUGCCUUCCUGUGAGAUAGCUAUAACAAGAAAAGUAGUUCAAGUAUACAGAAAGUGGAUCCUUCAGGACAAACCUGUAUUCAUGGAGGAACCAGAUAACAAAGAUGUUGCCCAAGAAGAUACUGAAAAAUUAGCAUUUUCAGAGGCUGAUAGCAAAGAGGCCUCAUCUGAGAGUUCUGGUCACAAACGAUCUUCCAGUUGGGGACGCACAUAUUCCUUCACAAGUGCCAUGAGCAGAGGGUGUGUGACAGAGGAGGAUAAUACAAAUGUGAAAGCCGGGGCCCAGGCUAUGCUGCAGGUCUUUCUUACAAAUGCUGCAAACGUCUUUUUGCUGGAACCGUGUACUGAAGUUCCCAUGCUCUUGAAAGAACAAGUUGAUGCUUGUAAAGCUGUUCUGAUUAUUUUUAGGCGCAUGAUAAUGGAACUUACAAUGAAUAAAAAGACAUGGGAACAGAUGUUGCAAAUACUACUCAGGAUAACAGAAGCUGUCAUGCAGAAGCCAAAGGAUAAACAAAUAAAGGACUUGUUUGCCCAGAGCUUGGCAGGGUUACUGUUCAGGACACUCAUCGUGGCUUGGAUCCGAGCAAACCUCUGUGUGUACAUUUCUCGGGAGCUAUGGGAUGACUUUCUUGGUGUGCUGUCAUCCCUCACAGAAUGGGAGGAACUCUUCAAUGAGUGGGCCAACAUCAUGGACUCCUUGACAGCAGUGCUUGCAAGAACCGUUUAUGGAGUUGAGCUGACAAAUCUACCUCUGGAUAAAUUAAGUGAGCAAAAGGAAAAGAAGCAGCGAGGCAAAGGUUGUGUUCUAGAUUCUCAGAAAGGGACCACUGUGGGAAGAUCCUUUUCUCUCAGCUGGCGGAGCCACCCAGAUGUGACUGAGCCAAUGCGAUUUAGAAGUGCUACUACAUCUGGAGCCCCAGGAGUUGAGAAAGCAAGAAAUAUUGUUCGUCAAAAAGCAUCCGAAGUAGAAGAGUAUCAACAAGCAGAAAAUGCACCUGCAUUUGAAUCUGGUCAUCUUGUGGUGGGACAGCAUCAGGUCCUUCGGAGCAGCAGCACCUCUGACAUCACUGAACCACUGUGCUCAGAUUCUUCUCAGGGUCAAAAAGUAGAAAAUGUACAGAAUUUGAGUUCUUCAGAACCCAAGUCUACUCAAGAGAAUAAAGGACAUAUGAGGAGAGAACAUGAAGGAGUAAUGAUCUUAGUUCGAAGAAGCAGUAGCCCUGCUGAACUGGAUUUGAAGGACGAAUUGCAACAGACACAAGGAAAGUGUAGAGAAAGACAAAAGAGUGAAAGUACCAGCAGUGAUGUGGCUCUGGGCUGUAACAAUGAAGCAGAGCUGUCAAUGAACCCGUGGCAGACAUGUGAAGAGGACACAGAACUGAACACUCCCACAGAUGUGGCUGACUCUGAUGCCCGCCAUUGGUUACAACUAAGUCCAACUGAUGCUUCAAACUUAACAGAUAGCAGUGAGUGCCUCACAGAUGACUGCAGUAUAAUUGCUGGAGGGAACCUAACUGGUUGGCACCCAGACUCUGCUGCUGUGCUCUGGCGAAGAGUCUUGGGAAUCCUUGGAGAUGUGAAUAAUAUCCAGUCACCUAAGAUCCAUGCUAAAGUUUUUGGCUAUCUCUAUGAUCUCUGGUACAAACUGGCAAAGAUUCGGGACAAUCUAGCAAUAAGUCUGGAUAACCAGUCUUCUCCAUCUCCUCCACUCUUGAUCCCACCACUCAGAAUGUUUGCAUCAUGGCUAUUUAAGGCAACAACACUGCCGAACGAGUAUAAGGAAGGAAAACUGCAAGCCUACAGGCUGAUCUGUGCCAUGAUGACCAGACGCCAGGAUGUUCUGCCAAACUCGGAUUUCCUGGUCCAUUUUUACCUUGUGAUGCACCUGGGAUUAACCAGUGAGGACCAGGAUAUCUUAAACACCAUCAUAAGGCACUGUCCAACCCGCUUUUUCUCCCUUGGUUUGCCUGGCUUCUCAAUGCUCAUGGGGGACUUCAUCACAGCCGCUGCUAGGGUCCUCAGUACAGACAUGUUGGCGGCACCUCGUUCAGAAGCUCUCACCAUCCUUGGUUCUCUGGUCUGUUUUCCAAAUACCUAUCAGGAGAUUCCUUUACUUCAAUCAGUGCCAGAAGUGAAUGAGGUCAUUUCAGGAACUGAAGAUGUCAAGCAUUACCUCAUAAAUAUUUUACUGAAGAAUGCCACUGAAGAACCAAAUGAAUGUGCAAGAUGCAUCGCCAUUUGCUCCCUCGGGGUUUGGAUUUGUGAAGAGCUUGCACAAUGUACCAGCCAUCCUCAGGUGAAAGAGGCCAUCAAUGUGAUAGGUGUAACUUUGAAGUUUCCUAACAAAAUUGUGGCUCAAAUGGCUUGUGAUGUUCUUCAGUUGCUUGUUUCCUACUGGGAAAAGCUUCAGAUGUUUGAAACUGCUCUGCCUCGGAAAAUGGCAGAAAUUCUUGUGGCCACAAUUGCUUUUCUUUUACCAAGUGCUGAAUACUCCUCAGUGGAAACAGAUAAGAAGUUCAUUGUGUCCUUGCUCCUCUGCCUUCUGGACUGGUGCAUGGCAUUGCCAGUGAAUGCACUUCUCCACCCUGUGUCCACAGUGGUUCUAGAGGAACAGCACCCAUCCCAGGCCCCCUUGCUGGAUUAUAUCUACAGGGUUCUGCACUGCUGUGUUUGUGGAUCAAGCACAUAUACCCAGCAGAGUCACUAUACACUGACUCUGGCUGACUUGUCAUCCACGGAUUAUGACCCCUUCCUGCCACUAGCAAAUGUGAAGAGCUCCGAGCCAGUUCAGUACCAUUCUUCGGCAGAAUUGGGAAACCUGCUGACUGUUGAAGAGGAAAAAAAGAGGAGAAGUGUGGAAUUGAUUCCCCUGACUGCCCGCAUGGUGAUGGCCCACUUGGUGAACCACCUGGGCCACUACCCCCUCAGCGGAGGCCCAGCCGUGCUGCACAGCCUUGUCAGUGAAAACCAUGACAAUGCCCAUGUGGAAGGUGCUGAGCUGUCUCCUGAAGUGUUCAGGAGCCCAAACCUGCAGUUGUUUGUAUUUAAUGAGAGUACCCUCAUCUCCUACCUUCAGACACCAUCAGAAGGGCCAUCUGGAGCAUCACCAGGAGGUUCCCUUUCUGACGUAAGAGUCAUCGUAAGGGAUAUCUCAGGGAAGUACUCUUGGGAUGGUAAGGUUUUAUAUGGACCUUUGGAAGGCUGUUUAGCACCUAAUGGAAAAAAUCCCUCAUUUCUGUUUUCGGGCUGGUGUCAUCACACAUGUGGACCUCAGAAAGACGUGUCUCAAAUUGAAAUUGAUGAGGGUGAUGAUGUCCUUGACAAAUUACUUGAAAACAUUGGCCAUACAAGUCCUGAAUGUCUUUUACCAUCACAGUUAAAUCUAAAUGAGCCUUCCCCACCCCCAUGUGGAAUGAACUGUGACCAAGAGAAGGAAAUCAUUGAAGUCAUUUUGCGCCAGAGCGCACAAGAAGAUGAAUAUGUUCAAAGAUGUAACUCUGAUUCUGCAAUGAGAGUCACCAGCCAAAGGCAGCCCUCACCUGUAGAGCCCCGAGGACCCUUUUAUUUUUGCAGACUGUUGCUGGAUGACUUGGGAAUGAAUUCUUGGGACAGAAGAAAGAAUUUUCAUCUGUUAAAGAAAAACUCAAAAUUAUUGAGAGAGCUGAAAAAUCUGGAUUCCCGUCAGUGUCGUGAGACACAUAAAAUUGCAGUAUUUUACAUUGCUGAAGGUCAAGAAGACAAGUGUUCAAUCCUGUCCAAUGAAAGAGGAAGCCAAGCAUAUGAAGACUUCGUUGCUGGUCUUGGAUGGGAGGUUGAUCUCUCAACCCACUGUGGGUUUAUGGGUGGCCUUCAACGCAAUGGCAGCACAGGGCAGACCGCCCCUUACUAUGCUACCUCGACUGUGGAAGUGAUUUUCCACGUUUCCACUCGGAUGCCAUCAGAUUCAGAUGAUUCACUUACCAAAAAGCUCCGUCACUUGGGGAAUGAUGAGGUCCAUAUCGUCUGGUCUGAACACUCCAGAGACUACCGCAGGGGGAUUAUUCCAACUGCCUUUGGAGACGUUUCGAUCACUAUUUACCCAAUGAAGAAUCACAUGUUCUUUAUUGCAAUAACGAAGAAACCUGAGGUUCCAUUUUUUGGGCCUCUGUUUGAUGGAGCCAUAGUGAGUGGGAAGCUGCUGCCAAGCCUUAUAUGUGCCACGUGCAUCAAUGCCAGCAGAGCUGUGAAGUGCCUCAUCCCACUUUACCAGAGCUUCUAUGAAGAGCGAGCUCUGUAUCUCGAAGCAAUAAUUCAGAACCACCGUGAAGUCAUGACAUUUGAGGAUUUUGCAGCUCAAGUCUUUUCUCCCUCUCCCAGCUACUCGCUCAGUGGAACGGAUUAAAAUACCUAAAGGUCUCAUUACAAUAUUGGAGCAAGGAGUUGGCCUCCAGGCUGAGUGUGGACCUCAAGAAGCCUGUCAGUGUGGAGCAGACAAAGAAGAUUCCCACCCUUCAGCCCCCAGCCCCAGAGACCACAGGAAGGCCUGUGUCUGUGCCAGUGCCCAUAGCAAGCCUCCGGAAUACUGGGCCUCCGAAGUCGGAGGUGAAUCCCACCAAACCAGUCCCAUGGAACUUUGAGAUGACAUGCUACCUUGUUUUGAGAACACGCAAACCUUGAGCCUCCAAA
This is a messenger RNA of Perognathus longimembris pacificus (Pacific pocket mouse), 6039 nucleotides long. RefSeq names its product Ral GTPase activating protein catalytic subunit alpha 2 (gene Ralgapa2). The coding region runs from base 137 to 5755 and encodes 1872 amino acids. The transcript is spliced from 40 exons. Gene Ontology annotation, molecular function: GTPase activator activity. Lineage: Eukaryota; Metazoa; Chordata; Mammalia; Rodentia; Heteromyidae. Gene Ontology annotation, cellular component: cytoplasm; nucleus. The record is from RefSeq and is a predicted model, not a curated record. Gene Ontology annotation, biological process: regulation of small GTPase mediated signal transduction; positive regulation of GTPase activity.